AUGAAUGAAUUGAUGGAUAAUUCAAAUUUUUUAGAAUUACUAACAGACAAUAUAAUUAAAUCAAAUGAAAUGCUUUAAAUUAGAAAUAUGUAGACAUUAGUGGCACUAGAAAGAUAACCAGUUACAAUAGUAGAUUGUUUAGCAAGAGUUACAUCGAGGAGAGAACAAGAUAGUCCGGUGGCUGUUGUAUAGACAAUAUGUACAAUUAAAACCAGGUUGUUUCCCUCGUGGUCUAGAUAGCUGGGUCGUAUUUUAUCGACUCACCAAGUAUCGAAGUGACUCUGGCGGACAGCGCAGGUCGUGGUUAUCGAAAUAUAUUUUUUGGCUUGUUAAUUCAAAUGUAAAUAUUUGGCAUGAUUAUUAUUAAUUUAAAAAAAAAAUUUUAUGUUGUAAAAAACAAUUACGUUUAAUUGUAAAUCAUUUUUUUUACUAAAAAAAUUUAAAUAUAAAGUAAAGUACCUUUACUUUCCUUUUUAAUAUGCAAGAACAAUUGUGUUCAUUCUGAAUACUAACUAUGCCAUUUAUUAUUUAUAAAAAAAAUAAUUUUAUUGCAAUGUUAGAUGUUAUAUAUUUAUUUCCUAAAUUGUAUGAAUUUUUGGUAUGAAAUUAAUAUAACGAGUUGUAGCAAUAUUUUAGGAUAACUAUUUAGAAUUUAUAUAUCUUAGGAAUUCGGGUAAUUUAUCUGUAGAAAAGUAUUUAAAUGUUACGACUAGAUUUUUGAAUUUUAAUUAUUUUACACUUCGGAGUAUAUUUAGAAAAUAUAAUAUAAAAGCGACAUUAAAAGUAUGGCAACACCACCAGAUUCACCAGGCCCUGAGGAGGCUCUUUUUGAGUUUGAAAGCUCACGUGCUAGGCAUCAAGCCACUCGACCAGUGGCUAUUGAAGAACUUCUCAGGCAAACAAAGUUUUCGAGGCAGGAGAUUUGCGUGAUGUAUCGUGGCUUCAAACAGGAAUGCCCGGAGGGCGUUGUUCAAGAAGAGUCAUUCAAAGACAUUUAUGCAAAGUUUUUUCCACACGGAAAUUCCAGCCUUUAUGCUCACUACGUAUUCAAAGCUUUCGACGUUAACUGCAAUGGGGCCAUCAGCUUCAGGGAUCUACUUGUUACUCUCUCGACGCUACUGCGAGGUAGCAUUUACGAGAAACUUAGGUGGACAUUCAAGCUUUACGAUAUUAAUGGUGACGGAUGUAUUACCAGGGGCGAACUGGGAGAAGUUGUCACGGCUGUGCAUGAACUUAUGGGCCGCAAACAUCCUGCGGAAGAAGAGCGUAAAGCUAAAGAACAGUUAGAUAGAGUCUUUGAAAAACUCGAUCUUAAUCAUGAUGGUGUAAUUACGAUAGAGGAGUUCAUCGAAAGCUGCCUUAGAGACGAAGUGAUCACACGAUCUCUCGCAAUGUUUGACUGUGACUUCUGAUCUCCGGCUAAUGUAAAUCUUGUGCGAUCAACUGAUCAGCGAUCAUUAUUAUCAUCAUCAUCUUCACCAUCGCCUUACGUGUUCAAUUUAAAAUUAAUCAUUGGUACCAUUCCGUUAGUUCCAUCGAUUACCAACUGUUGCCGACUCAAUUCAUGUAUAUUCAUGAUCACUAUUACCAUUGAAAAAGUUCCGUACGAGACAAUUAAAAAGAACUUUGAA
Cotesia glomerata is the source of this 1631-nucleotide messenger RNA. Its product is annotated as Kv channel-interacting protein 1. The record is from RefSeq and is a predicted model, not a curated record. Bases 786 to 1412 code for a protein of 208 amino acids. Gene Ontology annotation, molecular function: calcium ion binding. The transcript is spliced from 5 exons. NCBI's taxonomy places the organism in Eukaryota, Metazoa, Arthropoda, Insecta, Hymenoptera, Braconidae.